AUGCUGGCCAAGGUCUCACGGAUUCAACAACUUGAGAAUCAGCUGUCGCAAGCAAAUGCAAGGCCCAUCAUCCAACCGUCCCAUGAUUCAGCUCCUGAAUCGGACGUCGAGACAAUGAGCUCACGUCUGAGCGGAACGUUUCACAUCCAUCGCAAGAGAGGCGCAUCGGGCCAGCCGGAGCCCAUCCCCCACAACGUGAGCCUCAAGACACGCUUGUUCGGCCAAAGCCAUUGGACCGUCAGCGGUAUCUAUCUGAUUCGCGACAUCUUCAAUAUCCUUGAACCCUGCCUGCGUGACGAAUCGUCUAAGGCCUGGACCGGCAUCAAGAAGUGCAAAGACUUGGCCCGGUGCAUCAAAGCGGCUCGAGCACCUGCAUGGCCUUCCCCACUGACGUCCACACUGCCUCCUAAAGAGGUAGCCGAUGCACUCGUUGAUAACUACCUCCGAACGACUGAGGCUAUCUAUCGAAUCCUACAUGUCCCCACCUUCCGCAGGGAGUAUGAGGCGCUCUGGAUAUCAAAUGAAAAGCCCGAUGUGGCCGUUUUGAUGCAGGUUAAGCUCGUGCUUGCCAUCGGCGCUGUCACCUACGAUGACCAGUUUUCGUUGCGGGCCUCGGCCAUUCAAUGGGUCUACGAGGCCCAGCUUUGGAUCUCCAGGCCAAAGUACAAGUCAAGGCUGAACAUUCAAUCUCUCCAGGCGAACCUGCUUCUUUUGUUUGCGCAGGAACAAGUGGGGGUCAGUAGGGAUUUGCCUUGGGUUUCCGCCGGCGCUCUGCUGCGGAAAGCGAUCUACAUGGGUCUGCACAGGGAUCCGAGUCGCCUACCCCGGGUGACGACUUUUGUAAUAGAAAUGCGGCGACGGCUCUGGAACACAGUCCUUGAGGUCAAUCUCCAGUCCAGUCUGACCUCUGGUAGUCCUUCUUUACUCUCACUCGACGACUUUGACACGGCCCCUCCUGGCAACUUUGACGACGAGCAGCUCGAGGCUCAGGAUCCAGUUCCGAAACCGGAAGGAGACUUUACCAAAGUCUCCAUCGCAGUGGCACUCCGCAGAACCUUCCCCCAUCGCCUUGCUGUGGUCAAAUUCUUGAAUGAUUUGACCUCUCCCAGAACAUAUGAGGAGACUCUCGGUCUUGAUGCGGAGCUGCGAGCGGCAUACCGCGUGCUGGCACAGACCCUGCGAGCAUGCACCAACGCCGGCGCUCGCCCCUCGCCCUCUCAAUUCGAGAUCCAGGUUGUGGAUCUCCUCAUGCACCGCUAUCUUUCUGCUCUGCACAUCCCAUACUUUGGCCCGGCACUGCACGGGACCGCCUACGUCUUCUCGCAAAAGACGGUGGUCGAGUCGUCGCUUAAACUGUGGCGAGCGGCGUGCCCGUCCCCGUCGCUGGUGGGAGGAACCCCCUUGUACAGCAACGAUCUGCCGCGCCUCGUCGCCUGCAGCUCGGGAUUCUACCCAAGCGUGGCCAUACAUGCUGCCUUUCUCAUUGGGAUGGAGCUCUGCACCCAACUACGGGAGGAAGACGGUCUCUGUCCUGCUCCGUUGCGGCCAGACCUUCUUUCUGUGUUGGAGGACGCAAGGGCAUGGUGCUUGCGGGUCAUCAAGGCCGGUGAGACCAAUGUCAAAGGCUACUUGCUCAUGAGCAUUGUCUCAGCGCAGGUCGAAGGACUGAUGCGCGGCCUUGGGGAGAAGGAGGUCGCCAGGUUAAUGGUCAAAGCUGUCGAGAAUGUUGGCGAGAAAUGCUUGCCAAUGUUAGAGGAGAUGGCGGCGUCGAUCCAAGAGCAGAGAGGGGGGAUAGUCGAUGAGAUCCAGCAGUCCAUGGCAGUUGAGAUGAUGAAGGACUGGAACAUUCUAGUGAGUAAAAUCACCAUUGUUCGCGAGUACUCGUCCGGUCGCUGA
Molecule: messenger RNA, 1896 nt
Organism: Aspergillus thermomutatus
Lineage: Eukaryota; Fungi; Ascomycota; Eurotiomycetes; Eurotiales; Aspergillaceae
Product: fungal specific transcription factor domain-containing protein
Exons: 3
Coding region: 1-1896 (631 amino acids)
Biological process (GO): regulation of transcription by RNA polymerase II; DNA-templated transcription
Cellular component (GO): nucleus
Molecular function (GO): RNA polymerase II cis-regulatory region sequence-specific DNA binding; DNA-binding transcription activator activity, RNA polymerase II-specific; zinc ion binding
Source: RefSeq, a predicted model, not a curated record